Molecule: messenger RNA, 1458 nt
Organism: Adelges cooleyi (spruce gall adelgid)
Lineage: Eukaryota; Metazoa; Arthropoda; Insecta; Hemiptera; Adelgidae
Exons: 7
Coding region: 326-1168 (280 amino acids)
Source: RefSeq, a predicted model, not a curated record
AUCAUUUCGCAUCUGUCCGGUGCUCGUGGGUUUCAUGUGCCGGCAUUUCCCUGCUAUCGCGUUUCGUCUACACGAGCACCGACAACGUAUUAUAUUGUACUAAAAAAAAAAAACCAAUCGUACAUUUUCGAUUUUAUACUAUUUUUUUUUUUUUUAAAAAAUUAAUUCGUUAUUAUUCCGAUCUGUCGCACGUAAUGCCGCUGUGGAAAACCGCCAAGACAUGAAGCGAGAUCGACUUUUGUCCGUUGAAAACGUUGUUGACUUUCGAUUCAAACGGACAUUCUAUAGGCGCUGUUGAAUUAAAAAUUUAAUACAAUCACUCGGAAUGAACUUUCUUCUUUACCUGUUCGCAAUGUUUAUAUUGGAAUGCUUUGGAGUGAAGGACCUGGAAAUCCACGUGCCAGUUGCUGUGAGAUCCGGAUCGACGUUGCGCAUGAACUGCACCUACGAUUUGGAAAAACAGGCGCUGUAUUCGAUAAAAUGGUAUCUCAGAGACCAGGAGUUCUAUCGGUACGUGCCCAAAGAAUCGCCACCCACCAGGGUUUUCCCGACAUUCGGCAUUAUGGUAAACGUUCAAGAAUCCGACGCCAACAGGGUGACCAUAGUGAAUGUCCGAAGGGAUUUGACCGGUUACUACAAGUGCGAGGUGUCCGCAGACGCUCCUUUGUUUCACACAGAUAUAAAGACUAAACUCACAUACGUCACAGACGAACCAUCGUCGCCUCCAAAGCUACAAACAAAAAAUAUGAAGUACUCGACGGGUGACCGAAUCAAUGUCAACUGUGUAACGACAGAAAGCUAUCCAGCCGUCAACGUGACAUGGUUUCUAAAUAAUAAAACGGCAAAUUCCAUGCGAUCGGUGCACGUUAAGACUGUCGUCGAAAAGCUUCCAGCCAACCUGGUCGUCACGAAAUCAUCUCUACACACUGUAGCUGACCCUUUGGUGUUUACGACGGGCCGAAUAAAAAUCACAUGUCAAACCACUCAGUUUCAUUUGUACAAAGCCUGGUCCGACAUCGAACUGGUGGACAAUGCACCUCCAAAAUUAGCACAAGUCAUUGGCCCGAGUCUGUCGCCGCAUUCCAAAAGUGCCGUUUCGAGAUUGCAGAGUUUUAUCAUUUGGAAUUUGGUUCUAGUCUACAUUAGUGUGAAUACGGUUGAUAUGUGAACGUUUGUAAUAGUCGAUAGUAGCGGAAAAUGCAACAGUAAAUAAAAUGCUUUUGUUGUAAGUAAGGGAAAGACGGGAGACCAAAGAGAAAAGCGCCAAUGUAUAAAUAGUGAAUUACCUACCUAAGCAACCCUUUGUUCAUUUUAGAUGAGGCAAAAAAUCAAAAUGUAUAUGCAACAAUAUAAUUAUUAUUUAUCUAGAUAAUGUUUAUAAAAAACAUAGUUAAAUUGUUUAUAACAAAAUGCAUGUUUUUAAUGAAAAAAAAAAAAAUGUUUGAAUAAAAAAAUAUA